Messenger RNA from Dendroctonus ponderosae (mountain pine beetle), 881 nucleotides. RefSeq names its product superoxide dismutase [Cu-Zn]-like. The record is from RefSeq and is a predicted model, not a curated record. Bases 99 to 713 code for a protein of 204 amino acids. The transcript has 5 exons. Gene Ontology annotation, molecular function: superoxide dismutase activity; copper ion binding. Lineage: Eukaryota; Metazoa; Arthropoda; Insecta; Coleoptera; Curculionidae. Gene Ontology annotation, biological process: removal of superoxide radicals.
ACCAGAUUAGCGAUUUUAUGCGUGUGAGUUGAGUCUAGUUUUGAAGUUGCUCAACGCAGUGAGACUUAAAUCGCGCAAAAUUCUUCUACCGGACCAAAAUGAUCCUAACUUUGACCUGCCUGGUAUUAUCGACUAUCUACCAGGUGCGAUCAACUGAAGUGGUGCUGAGAGAAGCUGUAGCUACCAUACAGGGCAAUGGCACCAACUCCGUAAGCGGCGGUGUGUACUUCAAGGAAACUCCAUCCGGGUCUGUAGAAGUUUCCGGAACCGUGACCGGCCUGACUUCCGGAUUGCACGGGUUUCACGUCCACAUGUACGGCGAUCUGACCAACGGAUGUUUGUCUACUGCUGACCACUACAAUCCGCAUAACGUGGCACAUGGGGGCAAAAAUGCAAGCACACGCCACGUGGGCGACCUGGGAAACAUCGAUGGUGGGCAAACAGGCACAGCCUCAAUCCAGAUCAUCGAUUCCGUAAUUUCUUUGAGCGGACCCCAUAGCAUAAUUGGGCGGGCGGUGGUUAUUCAUCAAGACGAAGACGAUUUGGGUUUAGGAGGACAUGAAGAUUCGUUGACCACAGGACGCGCAGGGCCCAGGAUCGGGUGUGGAGUGAUCGGAAUGUUGGGCGAUCCCAUUUCGGCUUCCCAUCAAGUGCUGCCUGCAAUGAUGACCACCUUAGCAAUGUUACUCACAGCAGGGAGGCUUUUGCGUUAAAGCGGGCAAAUGUAUAUUUAAAACAAAAAUCAUAGUCGAUAAGAAGAAAGGUGGAAGAAGUUAUGGGAAAAAUUAACGUAUUUAUAAUGAAACCUUAGAAUGCAGAGCGGGUCAAUGUUGGUUAAAUAAGAUGUGGAACUGGGCAAAUACAAAAUAUGGACCGUUUUA